AAAACUUGAAGCUGCAGAAUUCCAGCCGGAAACAGUCAAUGUCGCGAAGCCUGAAACAUCUCUUUCAUUCCUCAAGCAAGUUUGUGAAAACGUUAAAAAGAGGAGUUUAUAUUGCAGCUGUCUUUUAUCAUAAAGAUCAUCUCCUGGUAACAAACGAAGAUCAGAUCCCGAUGAUGGAGAUAGAUGAUUCCUGCUCCAGCUCCCUGAUGCAGGAUUUUCUGUGGUUCACAAAGCUAUCUUGUACAUGGGAAGAGGUGAGGUGGCUGCGGCAGAACCUAUCCAUUUCCACAUCCUCCUCCUCAGCCCUGCAGGCACGGCACAAGAUGCUGAAUGCAGUAACUCAAUUACAGACAUUACUUGGCACCCAGAACCUGGGCAGAGUUUACUAUGAGCCCAUCAAGGAUCGACAUGGAAAUGUGCUGUUGGUGACGGUGAGGGAGCUGGAGAGUCAGCAUUCAUUCAUCAAUGGCAAGUGGAUCCGGAUCUGCAAGUUUCAAAGCCAAAGGAAGUCAUUGUCCAGUCCAGAGGAACCAACAGCACUUGAUGUGUUACUCAUAACAAUCCAGGAUGUCUUGUCGUACCACAGAAGGAGUCAGAAAAGAUUGAACCCCGGGCUGUAUUUGGGCUAUUUGAAGCUGUGCAGUUCUGUCGAUCAGAUCAAGGUCCUAGUCCCAUCCCGGAUGCCCAACAUGCUUUGCCAUGUUAAGGUUCGCGAUAACAGCAAUGUUUCCAGGGAAGACUGGGAGUGGGUGCAGAGGAUGUCGGAUCCUGACUUACUGAGUGCUGAGGCGGAGACAGCAAAUACACAGACUGCACUUUUCUUCCAACUGCAAACAGCUGUCAAAGCUUUGCUGAAAUACAUAAACCUACCGAUACAGCAG
Molecule: messenger RNA, 881 nt
Organism: Carcharodon carcharias (great white shark)
Lineage: Eukaryota; Metazoa; Chordata; Chondrichthyes; Lamniformes; Lamnidae
Product: ankyrin repeat and fibronectin type-III domain-containing protein 1-like
Exons: 6
Biological process (GO): regulation of establishment of bipolar cell polarity; establishment of mitotic spindle orientation
Cellular component (GO): spindle
Source: RefSeq, a predicted model, not a curated record